GCCAAGGGACAAGAGGCACACCCAGCCUGGACAGCAGCCUAGAAAGGAGACAUCCAGGAGAAGGGGAAGAAUGAGGCGCGGAGGGAGGGCCAGCCAAGAGUUAGAAGCUGAAGGAGUUUUCUGUUGUCCCAGAGAACAGUACAAAGAAACUAGAAUGCGCCGAAGCAUUCCCGUGGAGGUUGAUGAAUCAGAACCAUACCCAAGUCAGUUACUGAAAUCAAUCCCACAAUAUUCCCCGGAAGAGGAAUCAGAACCACCUGCUCCGAACAUAAGGAACAUGGCGCCCAACAGCCCGUCUGUGCCCCAAACCCCUCACUAUUCCUUGGGAGACUUUUCCCAGGCUUACCCACCCCUGAAACUUGCAAAUCACCGGCGCCCUGUGUCCCAGGAGGUCACCUGCCUGCGCACUAAAGUUCUGGAGGAGAGCGAAGACAGCUUCUGGAGGAGACACCCAGACCCGGGCAAAGAUCUUCCCUCGGGCUCUUCUGCAGCCAGCGAGUCUGAGUCUGAGUCUGAGUCUUUGGUUGGAGCCUUCCCACCGGAGCAUCAGUUUUUAUUUAUGGAAAAACGUAAUCAAUGGCUGGGAUCUCAGCUUUCAGCAGCUUCUCCUGACACUGGCCAUGACUCAGACAAAUCAGACCAAAGUUUGCCUAAUGCCUCAGUAGACUCCUCGGGCAGGAGCCAAGAGACGGCCCCACAGCCCCAGCUUCAGCCCCACAGGAACCGAGCAGCCCCGGAUCUGCCUACAAUAGACACGGGGUAUGAUUCCCAGCCCCAGGACGUCCUGGGCAUCAGGCAGCUGGAAAGGCCCCUGCCCCUCACCUCCGUGUGUUACCCCCAAGACCUUCCCAGACCUCUCAGGUCCAGAGAGUUCCAUCAGUUUGAACUUCAGAGGUAUCCAGCGUGUGCACAGAUGCUGCCUCCCAACCUCUCCCCACAGGCUCAGUGGAACUAUCAUUACCAUUGUCCCGGAGGUCCCGAUCACCAGGCGCCAUAUGGCCACGACUACCCUCGAGCAGCCUACCAGCAAGCCAUCCAGCCGGCUCUGCCUGGGCAGCCCCUACCUAGAGCCAGUGUGAGAGGCGUGCACCCUGUGCAGAGGGUCGUCCUGAAUUAUCCUAGCCCCUGGGACCAAGAAGAGAGGCCCGCACAAAGAGACAACACCUCCCCAGGACUCCCGAGGGACCAGCUCUAUAACCAGCCACCUAACAGAGCUGGAGCUCCUGAGGAGUCCUUGGAGUGUCCUGCAGAGUUGAGACCACAGGGUCCCCAGGCUCCAUCCCCAGCGGCUGUGCCUAGACCCCCUAGUCACCCUCCCGCCAGAGGAACUCUGAAAACAAGCAAUUUGCCAGAAGAAUUGCGGAAAGUCUUCAUCACUUACUCUAUGGACACAGCCGUGGAGGUGGUGAAAUUUGUGAAAUUUUUGUUGGCAAAUGGCUUCCAAACUGCUAUCGACAUAUUUGAGGAUAGAAUCCGAGGCAUUGAUAUCAUUAAGUGGAUGGAACGCUACCUUAGGGAUAAGACAGUGAUGAUAAUCGUAGCAAUCAGCCCCAAAUACAAACAGGAUGUGGAAGGCGCUGAGUCGCAGCUGGACGAGGAUGAGCAUGGCUUACAUACUAAAUACAUUCAUCGAAUGAUGCAGAUUGAGUUCAUAAAUCAAGGAAGCAUGAAUUUCAGAUUCAUCCCUGUGCUCUUCCCAAAUGCUAAGAAGGAACAUGUGCCCACCUGGCUUCAGAACACUCACGUCUACAGCUGGCCCAGGAAUAAAAAGAACAUCCUGCUGCGGCUGCUCAGAGAGGAAGAGUAUGUGGCUCCUCCCCGGGGGCCUCUGCCCACCCUUCAAGUGGUACCCUUGUGACACCUUCCAUCCCCAGAUCACCGGGCCACGCCACAUCUGGGGCCCUGUUCUGACAAGCACGCCUCUAGCUGAGGCUGUUUGUUUUCAGUCCCUCUCAGAGGGGCCCUCCUAUCCCAGAAAACCUGUUCUGCAGAGCACUCUCCCUCCUGGGACCUCACUGACCCUGUCUUUGAAACGGAGGCCGUGGCUGCUCUGCAUUCCCUGCUUCUGAAACUCACUGCAUGUUCCUCCUAGCAGUCCGACGUGUCCAUUCGGGGCCUCUCGGUGCUUAGCAAGUAGAUAAUAUAAGUGAUGUUGCAAUAAAUGUAAAUGACCCCACUCUCCCAUUGCUUAAGGCUACUUUUGUGAGUUAGCCAGAUGCUUGUGUGUCCUCAGACCAAACUGAUUCAUGUACAAAUAAUAAAAUGUUUACUCUUUUGUAA
Molecule: messenger RNA, 2280 nt
Organism: Equus quagga
Lineage: Eukaryota; Metazoa; Chordata; Mammalia; Perissodactyla; Equidae
Gene: TRAF3IP2
Product: TRAF3 interacting protein 2
Exons: 9
Coding region: 71-1858 (595 amino acids)
Biological process (GO): humoral immune response; positive regulation of canonical NF-kappaB signal transduction
Source: RefSeq, a predicted model, not a curated record